Budorcas taxicolor (takin) is the source of this 626-nucleotide messenger RNA. RefSeq names its product cytochrome c. The transcript is spliced from 3 exons. The record is from RefSeq and is a predicted model, not a curated record. Bases 142 to 459 code for a protein of 105 amino acids. Gene Ontology annotation, biological process: mitochondrial electron transport, ubiquinol to cytochrome c; mitochondrial electron transport, cytochrome c to oxygen. Gene Ontology annotation, molecular function: electron transfer activity; heme binding. Gene Ontology annotation, cellular component: mitochondrial intermembrane space. Lineage: Eukaryota; Metazoa; Chordata; Mammalia; Artiodactyla; Bovidae.
GGACCGGAGGGCGGAGCCAGUUUGGUUGCACCAACACCGGUACUUAGGCACGUACCGGCGUGUCCUUGGGCAUAGAAAGCGGGACGUUCGGCUUGUGAGCGGAAACUUCUCGGUCGCGCACAGAAAAAGAACGAUUUUAAAAUGGGUGAUGUUGAAAAGGGCAAGAAGAUUUUUGUUCAGAAGUGUGCCCAGUGCCAUACUGUGGAAAAGGGAGGGAAGCACAAGACUGGGCCAAACCUCCAUGGUCUGUUUGGACGAAAGACAGGUCAGGCUGCUGGAUUCUCUUACACAGAUGCCAACAAAAACAAAGGUAUCACCUGGGGAGAGGAGACGCUGAUGGAGUACUUGGAGAAUCCCAAGAAGUACAUCCCUGGAACCAAGAUGAUCUUUGCUGGCAUUAAGAAGAAGGGAGAGAGGGAGGACUUGAUAGCUUACCUCAAAAAAGCUACCAAUGAGUAAUAGUUGGCCACUGCCUUAUUUAUUAUGAAACAGAAGUGUCUCAUGACUUUUUAUGUGUACCAUAUUUAAAUUGAUCUCAUACACUAGAAUUCAGAUCGUGAAUGGCUGAUGGAAUAAUUCUGUUGGACAGUCCUGAUUUAAAUAAGAUUGGUCUGUGGCUAAACAAA